UAACAGCAGAUAAAAAGCUGAGAUGACAGCUGUGUGACGAAGGAUGUGGGGGUGGGGGCGAAGGUGAAGCACAUGUAAGACAUCAGAUGUAAAACAUGGACUACGCCACCAAAGACAUCCACAUGCUAAGAAUGAGUGAAACUCUUGAGCCUGAGUUAUCAGCGGGGCAGUCAUCACAGCCAGAACCCGAGAGGGUACUUCAUCCCCCAGCUCUGUUACAGCUGAAUCUCCCCAAUCAAGACCCCGCAGAGGCCCAGCCACAAACCGAACUGAAGCUUCAGAAGUGGCCACCACAGCGACAACAAGAGCCCGACCUUGAGAACCAGCAACCCAAUGAACGAACUAAACCAGCGUGGAUAAAGCGCAGUUGUACGCUCUCUCUCCUCAUUCUGGGUUUCUGUUUGUGCGCUAUUUUCCUUACUACUUAUUACUCUCUUCGUCACGGGAACCAGAGCCAGGAAGUCCUUGUCAUUCCGUGUGACUCCCCAGCCUGCCAGAGAGCCUCAGUCCAUCUCUCCAUGUCUGCAGACCCCUUCACACACCCCUGUGACUACUUCCUGUUCUCAUGCAGAUCCAACAGACCUUCGCCUGAUGUGCAGGGGCAACAGAGAGAAAAAUCCAGAAGAGACAUAAAAGAAAAGAGGACACUGGACAGAAAGACUGAGCUUCUGCAGUAUCUCAGGGAGAUUUUGGAAUCAAAUGAUGGGCUUGCAAGUUCAGCUGUGCAGAAAGCUAAAGGGUUCUAUCGCACCUGUUUGGACACCAAGUCCUUGGAUAUUGCGGGAGUGGAGCCUUUCCUCGCACUCAUCCGCAAACUUGGAGGUUGGUCAGUCUCAGGCCAGUGGAAUCAGACCGACUUCAACUCCACCCUCAGCGUGCUGAUGAGAGACUACGACACCUUCCCUUUCUUCAACGUAUACGUCGACGAAGACCCUACGGACACGGCUGGCAAGAGGACCAAACGAUACAUACAGAUCGACCAGCCUGACCUGUUGAUCCCUAUUGAAUGGAACAACGAGACUGAGAAGACUCAAGUUACAAGGGAGACGCUGCUUCCUUUCUUGGCUUUAUGCGAUAGGCACCUGGCGCUGCUGGGGGCCCCGCCGGGCAGCGGCAUUAUCCACGUUGGCGCAUUCAUCUCGCUGUCUUCAGAGCUUGCUGUGGCCGAAGCACCUCUGAGCCACCGCAGCUCCAAAGGGCAGCUCUAUCAGCGCUUGACCAUCAAGGAGUUACAGCAUAAAGCCCCAGCUAUUGACUGGUUGGGUUGCCUGCAGGCUGCGUUCCAUUCACAGCCACUCUUUGAAGACGACCACAUCCUCCUGCACAACCUGCCUUAUAUCGUGCAGAUGUCCCACAUCAUCAGCAACUGGAUGAGCGGGCACGAACUGAGCUCCAGCGGCCCCCUCCACACGUUCAUGGUGCUCAACUUGCUGCACACCCUACUGCCCGCUCUGGACUCAAGAUUCUCAGACACGCCGAAUAAUUUGUCAGCGGAUCUGGGUGACACAGGAGUGAGGCAACGCAAUCUUCACUCAAAAACAAACGCUUUGAGUGAGCUCUUCACAGCGGCCCCUCGCUGGAAACGCUGCGUGCUGGAAACCGAGCGAGGAUUCAACGGGGUUCUGGCACAUCUGUUUAGAGAAGACGUCACUGGCAGAGAGGCAGAGGAGCUUAGUAAAAACAUCCUGUCUUCCUUCAAGUCACAACUGCACGAGCUCAAGUGGAGCGACAAGAAGACUCUCCAGUUUGUUAUGAAUAAGGUUCAGUCCGUAACUCCAAGAAUUGUGAGUACAAAAGAAAACUCUAGUGAGGCUGAGCUUGACCUGCUUUAUUCAGAGGUGACCAUCAGCAUCCACAGCUUCUUCUCAAACUACCUGCAGCUGCUGUCCUUAUUGCAAAAGAGGCGCAGUGGACUCUUGCAUGCGGACAGUGAUGACGCUGAUAUUCUACCACCAUCUCCAUCUCUUCUGGGCAAUGAGCUGAUCAUUCCCAUGGGAAUGUUUAUCCCUCCUCGCUUCCAUCCCACAUACCCAAGAGCUAUGAAUUACGGCGUGAUGGGUUUCCUUCUGGCCAAAGACCUCCUUCACGUGCUUCUACCUGACAUUCACGCCAAGAGUGCAACGGUGGGUGCUUUGGGGCAGUGUGUUUGGUCAAGCUACCGCACCGUGACCUACAAGGACAGUGAGGCGCUUCCGCUACCUGCAGCUCAGCAGCAGGAAGUGUGGGUACACUAUUCGGCACUGCAGAUAGCGCUGAAGGCAUAUCAGAAGAGUCUGAAGAAGCAACCGGCAGAUACGUCCAUCUCAGGAUUCUCACGCACUCGUCUGUUUUUUAUGGCAUUCUCUCAGGUCAACUGUGACGCUGACCAGUAUCACCACUUGAUGCCUCUGGAGCCGUCCUUCCUCAUCACAGCCAUCUGUGCCAAAUCUCGUCUUUGCCCCCCAAACCUGCAAUGCCCUAAAACAACUCCGCGACAUUCGUCGCAUGGAUGCUGAAUAUGUUUGAAGGACACAUUAUGCUUUUUUUUUUUCACAAUUUAAAACAGUUCUCUGGUGUCUUAAUAACAUAUGUCUAUGUCUGAAGAUCGAGAAUUAUACACUUUACAAACCCCAUACCUUGCCUUGACGAAAAUAGCCCCUGUUCUGCAAGUGAGCCAGCCCUCAUCCCACCCCACAAACUGCUGAGCCAAUAGCAGGUCUGGCUUUCAUUACCGUGAUGACUGGUGGACCGGAUCUCGACAGGCGAGUGAGCAUGUUCCAGCUCGAUAGCGAGUGCUACUAAUGGAAGCAGAGCCCAGUGUGGGACAAAAAGCAAGUGCCCUUAGGGACAACAAAAGCGUUUUAACUCGUGGAGGCAUCAGUUCAUACACUAUAUUGUGUGUAUGUGGUGCAUGGACACAUUGUCAAACCCCAAUGCUCAACUCAAAAUCAAAUCUGCACUUCUACCCCACUGUUAUGUACAGCAGGGUGUAAGUGCAGAAUUUCAAAGUUGAUGGUUGGGAACUCACACCAGAGACCCAACUAUUUGGACACAAACAAUAAAAAGUCAAUUUUCCAUAAUAUGGCAACUUUUUGAACAGUACAGGUAAAUCAUAUCCUCCACUGCGCUGUAACAUUGUGUAUGUACAAAGGCAAACUGUUGUUGCAUUCAUACAAGUGAUGUAUACAGUAAGUACGGAACGUAUUCAGACCACCUUAAACUUUUCACUCUUUGUUAUAUUGUAGCCAUUUGCUAAAAUCAUUUAAGUAUUUUUUUCCCUCAUUAAUGUACACAGAGCACCCCAUAUUGACAGAAAGAAACGGAAUUGUUGAACUUUUUGCAGACUUAUUAAAAAAGAAAAACACAACUAUUCAGACCCUUUGAUGUGACACUCAUAUUUAACUCGGGUGCUGUCCAUUUUUUCUGAUCAUCCUUGAGAUGGUUCUACACCUUCAUUGGAGUCCAGCUGUGUUUGAUUAUACUGAUUGGACUUGACUCCCUUUCUAUAUAAGACCUUAGAGCUCACAGUGCAUGUUGGAGCAAAUGAGAAUCUUAAGGUUCCUAAGAGCACAGCGGCCUCCAUAAUCCUUAAAUGGAAAACGUUUUGGGAGACCAGAACCCUUCCUAGAGCUGGCCAUCCGGAAAUACUGAGCAAUCGGGGGAGAAGAGCCUUGGUGAGAGAGGUAAAGAAGAACCCAAAGAUCACUGUGGCUGAGCUACAGAGAUGCAGUCGGGAGAUGGGAGAAAGUUCUAGAAAGUCAACCAUCACUGCAGCCCUCCACCAGUCGGGGCUUUAUUGCAGAAUGGCCCGACGGAAGCCUCUCCUCAGCGCAAGACUCAUGAAAGCCCGCAUGGAGUUUGCUAAAAAAACACCUGAAGGACUCCAAGAUGGUGAGAAAUAAGAUUCUCUAGUCUGAUGAGACCAAGAUACAAAGUGUUGGCCUUAAUUCUAAGUGGCAUGUGUGGAGAAAACCAGGCACUGCUCAUCACCUGUCCAAUACACUCCCAACAGUGAAGCAUGGUGGUGGGCAAUAUCAUGCUGUGGGGGUGUUUUUUCAGCUGCAGGGACAGGACGACUGGUUGCAAUCAAAGGAAAGAUGAAUGCGGCCAAGUACAGGGAUAUCCCGAAUGAAAACCUUCUCCAGAGUGCUCAGGACCUCAGACUGGGCCGCAGGUUCACCUUCCAACAAGACAAUCACCCUAAGCAGACAGCUAAAAUAACGAAGGAGUGGCUUCAGAACAACUCCGUGACUGUUCUUGAAUGGCCCAACCAGAGCCCUGACUUAAACCCAAUUGAGCAUCUCUGGAGAGACCUGAAAAUGGCUGCCCACCAACGUUCACCAUCCAACCUGACAGAACUGGAGAGGAUCUGCAAGGAGGAAUGGCAGAGGAUCCCCAAAUCCAGGUGUGAAAAACUUGUUGCAUCAUUCCCAAAAAGUAUUAGCUCAAAAGGGUGCUUCUACUAAAUACUGAGCAAGGGGUCUGAAUACGUAUAGCUGUGUGUAUUUCAGUUUUUAUUUUUUAAUAAAUCUGCAAAAAUGUCAACAAUUCCGUUUUUUUUCUGUCAAUAUGGGGUGCUGUGUGUAGAUUGAGGGAAAAAAAUUAACUUGAGUGAUUUUAGCAAAUGGCUGCAAUAUAACAAAGAGUGAAAACUUUAAGGGGGUCUGAAUCCUUUCCGUACCCACUGUAGCCUACAUAAUGUGUAAAAUGACUAUUUUUGUAUGUGAGCCUUGUUUGAGUGCUAUAUUAGUCGCACAGAUAUGUUUGGUGUUUAUUUGUGUUCUGUUGAAAAAUAAACUGUCGAGGUACAUUCAGUGA
This is a messenger RNA of Phycodurus eques (leafy seadragon), 4797 nucleotides long. RefSeq names its product Kell metallo-endopeptidase (Kell blood group) (gene kel). Gene Ontology annotation, cellular component: plasma membrane. Gene Ontology annotation, molecular function: metalloendopeptidase activity. Bases 96 to 2495 code for a protein of 799 amino acids. The transcript is spliced from 17 exons. NCBI's taxonomy places the organism in Eukaryota, Metazoa, Chordata, Actinopteri, Syngnathiformes, Syngnathidae. The record is from RefSeq and is a predicted model, not a curated record. Gene Ontology annotation, biological process: protein processing.